Fomitopsis serialis is the source of this 339-nucleotide messenger RNA. Its product is annotated as putative isocitate lyase protein. The annotation marks the transcript as partial. NCBI's taxonomy places the organism in Eukaryota, Fungi, Basidiomycota, Agaricomycetes, Polyporales, Fomitopsidaceae. Gene Ontology annotation, biological process: carboxylic acid metabolic process. The transcript is spliced from 3 exons. Gene Ontology annotation, molecular function: isocitrate lyase activity. The record is from RefSeq and is a predicted model, not a curated record.
UGGGAGGCGGCUGGCCUGACGACCCAGGACAUGAAAGCAUUCGUGUGGGAGCUCGGCAAACUCGGUUUCUGCUGGCAGUUCAUUACGCUCGCGGGUCUGCACUCGAACGCGUACAUCAAUGACCUCUUCGCCAAAGCAUUCUCGCAGGAGGGUAUGAAGGCCUACGUCGAGCUCAUUCAGCGACGUGAACGUGAGAUCGGCUGCGAUGUCCUGACUCACCAAAAGUGGAGCGGCGCGGACUACAUGGACAACCUCAUGAAGACAGUGACGGGCGGUGUCUCGUCUACGGCGGCCAUGGGCAAGGGUGUCACAGAAUCGCAGUUCGGUGCCAAGCUCUAG